UUUCCCCCCCUCUCCAUCUCUCCGACUACUCUCUCGCUUUCAUCUUCCUGUUCUCCUCAUUCACACUAUUGACAUAGCCCCUCCCUUGUCAAGUAAGUCCGGGGAGUGGUCAACAGCCGGAAUGUUGGACCCAUUUCCCCCGCCGCCGGAAUGGCUGCGUGAAGUUGUUGAGCCCUGGGCUCUCUACCUGAACGUGCCCGCUGUGACCGAACAUGCCCACGAGAUCAUCUUGUCCUUCACCGGCUACCUCUUCAUCCACUACAUCCUCUCCCCCUGUCUCUCUCCGUUGCUCUUCCCACGCCAUUACCCCAAACUGAGCCCGCGCACUAAGCUCAACUGGGAUGUCCAUGUCGUGUCUUUGGUGCAGAGCACCUUCAUCAACGCCAUGGCCCUAUGGGCUAUGUGGGUGGACGAAGAGCGAUCCUCCAUGAACACCGCCGAACGGGUCUACGGCUACACAGGAGUCUGUGGAUUGGUCUCCGCCUGCGCUGCUGGCUACUUUGUCUAUGACUUGAUCGUCAGUACCGUCUACAUCAAGAUGUUUGGUGUCGGAAUGCUGUUUCACGCCAUUAGUGCCCUGUGGGUGUUCAGCUUCGGUUUCAGACCUUUCGUGAACUACUACUCCUCCGUCUUCAUCCUCUAUGAGCUCUCCAGCCCUUUCCUCAACAUCCACUGGUUCCUUGACAAGGUCAACAUGACCGGCAGCAAGCUUCAGUGGUACAACGGCAUGAUGCUCCUCUUCACCUUCUUCAGCUGUCGUCUUGUCUGGGGUACCUGGCGAUCCGUGGACGUCUACAGAGACAUGUGGUACGCCCUGAAACAGACCUGGGAUGCUACUGACGUGGCCACCGCUCUCAACCAACCUGUCGAUAUCACCGCCCAGGUGUUCCGGACCCACGACGCCUCUCUCGGCGGUAGUCUGGAUGGAGCCCCUGCCCAGGCCCAGCUUGAGCUCUCCAAGUAUGCCAAUUACACCGCCACCGGUACCCCAACCUGGCUGGUGCUGACCUACGUGAUCUCGAACGUGGUCCUCAACUCCCUCAACUACUUCUGGUUCUCCAAGAUGGUCGAGACCGUCCUGAAACGGUUCCGCGGACCCGCCGCUAGCGAAAAGGAGAAGGGUUCCAAGGGAGCCGUGACGGACUCCACGAAGGCAGAGAAACUUAAUCAACUGAAGGAGGACAUUGCUCAGCAGGUUGUCUUGGAGGCUGCUUCGAAGCUGGAGCAGGAGGAAGGCAGCCCUUUCUUGGAGGAUGUAUCCGAGGAGAAGCUUGCUUCCGCCGUGGAUACCGGUCUCGCAGAGGAAUUGAGGAAGAGGAAGGCUCAUGUGGCCGCCGCAUAGAGAAUAUCCCGCUCCCCCCCUCCCCAUUAGGGGCCUCCAUUCACGUCCGAUUCUCGACAUCAUCUCCGACUUGUCCCUUCAUUACAACAAACGAGACGACACAAAGAGAACCCCUUGUCCCAACUCACCUCGGCCUAAAUCCACUCUUAUAAAGGGAAAUCGUUUACAUUUUUAGCUUCAUUCUCCCCCGGGCUAUUACAGUUCCACAUCAUCGCAUUUCUGACUCUG
Molecule: messenger RNA, 1570 nt
Organism: Aspergillus brunneoviolaceus CBS 621.78
Lineage: Eukaryota; Fungi; Ascomycota; Eurotiomycetes; Eurotiales; Aspergillaceae
Product: TLC domain-containing protein
Exons: 2
Coding region: 122-1342 (406 amino acids)
Biological process (GO): lipid homeostasis
Cellular component (GO): endoplasmic reticulum; membrane
Source: RefSeq, a predicted model, not a curated record